Camelina sativa (false flax) is the source of this 1899-nucleotide messenger RNA. Lineage: Eukaryota; Viridiplantae; Streptophyta; Magnoliopsida; Brassicales; Brassicaceae. The record is from RefSeq and is a predicted model, not a curated record.
AUGUUACCAGAGGACAAUGUGAUACACACAUCACUAUAUGAGGUGAAGAAAUUUCUUAAGUCAUUUGAUAUGGGCUACCAGAAGAUUCAUGCAUGUGUUAAUGAUUGCUGCUUAUUCAGAAAGAAGUACAAGAAGCUCGAUAAUUCUCCUAAAUGCAAGGCUUCUAGAUGGAAGACGAACAUGGUUACUGGUGAAGUAAAGAAAGGUGUUCCACAGAAAGUGUUACGCUACUUUCCCAUAGUCCCACGGCUAAAGAUAAUGUUUAGGUCCAAAGAGAUGGCUAAAUACUUAAGGUGGCAUCAAACUAACAAGAGCAAUGAUGGUAAACUCCGCCACCCUGUGGAUUCAGUAACAUGGGAUCAGAUGAAUGCCAAAUAUCCUUCCUUUGUAGCUGAAGAAAGGAAUGUGUGGCUUGGUCUUUCCACAGAUGGAUUUAAUCCAUUCAACAUGAAGAACAACAACUACAGUUGCUGGCCUGUUUUGCUAGUAAACUACAAUUUGCCACCUGACUUAUGCAUGAAGAAGGAGAACAUCAUGCUUACAUUGUUGGUACCUGGACCACAACAGCCUAGUAAUAGCAUUGAUGUAUACUUAGAGCCGCUCAUAGAGGAUCUUAACCAUGUCUGGAACAAUGGAGAGACAACAUAUGAUGCAUUCAGUAAAUCAACUUUUAAUCUGAAAGCAAUGCUGCUUUGGACGAUUAGUGACUUUCCGGCUUAUGAGAAUCUUGCAGGCUGCAAAAGACUGCCACCAAAGCAUAGUUUCAGAUUAAAGAAGUUGUGGUUUGAUGGAAAAACUGAACAUGGGAGAAAAGGAAGGAUAUUGUCUGGGCAAGAAAUUUCUCAAAACCUGAAAAUUUUCAAAAAUGACUUCGGAAAUUGGAAACGAUCUGCGCGCAAGAGGAAAAAGACUGAGUGUACUAGUAUGGAGUCUGAUAAAGAGGAGUUAUCAAGUAAGUCAGAAGAGGAUGAAGAAAAUGAUGUAAAUGUAGAUGAGGGAGAGUUAUCAAGAUGGAAGAAAAUGUCUAUAUUUUUCAAGUUACCGUAUUGGGAGGAUCUUCCUCUGAGGCAUAACUUAGAUGUAAUGCAUGUAGAAAGGAAUGUGGCUGCAAGUAUUCUCUCUACUUUGUUACAUUGUGGGAAAUCAAAGGAUGGUCUAAAUACCCGUAAAGAUUUGGAGUAUCUUGGUAUUAGGAAGGAUUUGCACCCUAGGACUCAAGGGAAAAGAACAUAUCUACCUGCAGCUCCUUGGUCUUUAUCGAAGAAAGAGAAAAAAAUAUUAUGUACUCGUCUUGUUGAUUUCAAAGGACCAUAUGGCUACUGUUCAAACAUAGCGAGAGGCAUAUCUUUAGACGACUGCAAAGUAACAUGUCUAAAAUCACACGACUAUCACGUGUUAAUGCAGCAACUCCUUCCGAUUGCACUUAAAGGUUUGUUGCCAAAAGGUCCUAGGCUAGCAAUUGCACGCUUAUGUGCAUUCUACAACCACUUGUGUCAGCGAGUAAUUGAUAGAGAGAAGAUUUUGGUAAUGGAAGCUGAGAUUGUUGAAACGAUAAGCAUGUUUGAAAGUUUUUUUCCGCCAAGUUUCUUCGAUAUCAUGGUGCACUUGACGGUUCAUCUAGGAAGGGAAGCUCGGUUAGGUGGACCAGUCCAUUUUAGAUGGACGUACCCUUUUGAGAGGUACAUGAAAGUUCUCAAAGACUUUGUGAGAAAUCCUGCGAGACCAGAGGGGUGUAUUGCUGAGUGUUAUCUAGCCGAAGAAUGCAUUCAGUUUUGUAGUGAAUUCUUAAAAAAGUCUACAAACGUACUGGAAAAGUUAGAUAGAAACACUGACUAUGAUAAUAGUUCUAUUCUAGAGGGUCGUCCUAUAUCCGCUGGAACUUCCAUAACUCUUUCAUAA